AUGGAGAAAGGCACUCUCGAUGAUAGGCUCAGUAACUUGCCUGACGAUAUUUUGCUUGCCAUCCUUGACCGGCUAGAUGUCAGAGAUGCUGCAAGAGCAAGCGUUUUCUCCAGACGAUGGCGGCAGCUCCCUGCUAUGUUAUCUCGACUUCAGAUAGACGUGCGGGAUUUCUUGAACAGGCAGGAUCGAACUUGCUACGCUAAAGAAGCUGCUAGGAGCAAUGCAACCAUAGCUGAAGUGACAAAAAGCCUAUUGUUACGCAGAGAGUUGACCGGAAACACCAUUUACCGCUUGUGCAUAACCUUCUUCUUGAGAGAAAAGGACCACAUAUCCAUUGGAUGUGCUGUUGAUCGUGCCAUGGUAACCCAAAAGGUUGAGAUAGUGGAAUUCGAUGUUUUGACUGAGACCCGUUACAUGUUGUUUGAUGAGGAACAUCUCGUUCGUUAUGGGAGACAAUUUACUGCGUUCUUUGAUGCUUGUCCGGAUGCAUUUGGUGGUCUGACACGCCUCCGCCUAGAGUAUUUGCGUUUUGGGGAAUUGGACAUCGCUAACAUUCUCGUCACUUGCAAGCGACUGAAGCAUCUACGUCUGUUCCGUUGUGAUUCAGGGGACUGUACCAUGUUGCAAGUUGAGCAUGCUCAACUCUGUGAGCUCGCUAUCGUUGAUUGUUGUUGGGAAAGGGUCGAGCUCAUCUCACUCCCUAAACUGACAUGGUUGAUCUUUGAGCGUUGGGUAUCUUCCCAAGAUCCUUUAUCUCUUGGUCAUGUGCCAUUGCUCGAGGCUGUCAGAUUCAUCAAUGUUGGUCUUAGCGGGCACGAGGCGGUCAAGUUAAGUAAGUUCCUUGGUGAUACCUCGGUGCGAGAUAGGUUGGGAUUUGAAAGCGAAAAGAUUUGGGUUCAGCCAGAGCGCCCGACGAAAGGGUUGGCAUCUGUGUUCCACAAACUAAGAUCUGUGACUCUGACUGAAAUUCCUGAAGAGUGUGAUCUCAUGUGGACAUUGUUCAUUCUUGAAGCUUCUCCCAAUCUGAAGGAGCUAUGCUUGACGGUGUGGACUCAUGCGUGCAAAAUGGUAACGGAUAAGGAGGAGAGAAGGGAACUCGGGUACAGUGAGGAGAAAGGUGUUGAGUGGGACGAACCAAGUGAUUUCCAGCACCACAAUCUGGUCACGCUUACGAUCUUCGGAUUUCAAGCUCUUGUGGCGGUGCACUAUGUUAGACGUGUCAUGAAAGUGGCGAUGAAUUUGCAUGAUGUUUUCCUGUACCGACGUAUGUUGUGCCCAAAGUGCAAAGCGAGCCCUCCAUUUUACCCGUGUACGGAAUUGGAGGGGCAAUUAUGGAAGAAGUGGAUUACCAACGGGAUGGACACCUUAGCCACAAUUCACUUCCCCAGCUGCAAAGCAAUGGGGGCUGCAUAUCCUGCAAAGCUACAGUUUCCGUAGCGUUUUCAGUCCAAGAAGGUCCUGUUGUAAUUUAUUUCUGACAAAACUGGGAAUAUAGUUCGACGUCUUCUUUUCAGGUAGUUUAUUUGCUGCUAGUCAGUAAUUCUCAAGGAAAUAGUGAUCUUCUUUUUUCUAAUAAGUUAAGGAGUAAUGGUCUUGCUUAUGUGCCAUGGCUCGUUGGAGCAUGUUCCUUGUGAUCUAGUUUUGUAGCUGCAACA
Brachypodium distachyon (stiff brome) is the source of this 1655-nucleotide messenger RNA. RefSeq names its product F-box/LRR-repeat protein At3g58980. NCBI's taxonomy places the organism in Eukaryota, Viridiplantae, Streptophyta, Magnoliopsida, Poales, Poaceae. Gene Ontology annotation, molecular function: protein binding. The transcript has 4 exons. Bases 1 to 1437 code for a protein of 478 amino acids. The record is from RefSeq and is a predicted model, not a curated record.